AUGGCGAAGAUCCCGAUCGCGAUCCAGAAAGCUGGCUGCGUGUAUAAUGCGAGCCAAAAGAACCUGCAUGAUUCACAAGUCAGCAUAGCGCUCCCAAUCCUAUCGCGCCCAAUCCUAGGCCUUUCAUACGCCGAAAUUCCUAGCAGUGUUUUGCACGACAAGAAUGUCAACACACCUUUUAUCCGUAGCAUUCUGCACAACGCCUCCAUCAGCUCCGCUCCUAUCCUGGCUCUCAAAUACCCAAUGGCUAUCCCCCGUUGCGGCGACGUGAAAGCCCUUAUUCACCCUUCCUGGUGGUUGCGGUCUACUUACAUGGCUGAAGCCCUUGGCGUCUCAUCGGCCGUGAUAACUCUAGCCUCAACGGCAUAUAAAUCUUGUCAGACUCUCCACAAUGCCGUUGACGGAUACCGGAGUGCUCAUAGCCAAUUCCUCGCGCUAUCUGCAGAUCUGGAGACCUUCUACCUUGUUCUUGGAACGCUACAGGCAGCCUUGCAAGAAGAAGCAGCCUCGGCUGCAGCUGUUGAGGCAGUGAUGUCGGAGGGUCUAUCAAAAGCGCUCGAAGAAAGUAUGGAUGUCUUUAAGAGGAUCUCUGCUGUCGUCCAAGCCUUCGGGGCCUCAAGAACCGCUGAGCGGAGCUCUCUUGCCGGAACUUUACAAAAAGCGAAGUGGGUCUUGAAUGAAAAGGCCAUCGCCAAUCUUAGAAAAGACCUCCUGGAUUGUAAAAUGAGUCUCAAUAUCGCAAUAUGCGUCACAAAUGAGUGA
Molecule: messenger RNA, 762 nt
Organism: Bacidia gigantensis
Lineage: Eukaryota; Fungi; Ascomycota; Lecanoromycetes; Lecanorales; Ramalinaceae
Exons: 2
Coding region: 1-762 (253 amino acids)
Source: RefSeq, a predicted model, not a curated record